AUGGUCCUCGAAGAAGCCUCCACCUCCACUGAACCCAGUACCUCCUUCUCCGACUCUUCCAUACCCAGCUCCGAUCUCGACCCAUACUCCUCCAGCGACAACUCCCAACUCGCCGCUCCCAGCUCCUCCUAUGUCCGCGUCAACCAACCUGGCGUACCCCCCAUAGAUAUCAACAUCGAGCAAAUUCCUCGACCCUUGCUGGUUCCCUCCUUCGACACCUACGCCGGCUCAAUCGCGAGUACCGUCCAACAAAACGCCAAACUUGCUGCCCAGGUGCUUCAACGACCCAUUCGGCAAGAUGAAGCUGAGGCAUUCGCGUGGCAUAUGGGGAAGGCUUUGAGAAUAGGCUCAUAUGGCACGCCCGUGGGAGUGUCUAUCGCUACACUUUUUGCGUAUCGAAGCACUGGGGAGGGCUUCCGCUUCCCAGGCUGGACGCCCAUGAAGGAGGGAGGAAGGUUUAGUCCCGACAUUUUUGGCCCGCUGAAAGGGCAGGUGGCUCGAACCGCGUGGCAAGCGACGAGAUACGGGGCGUACUGGACCGUCGGGGCAUUACUAGGUCAAAUCUUCUUUGGAAGCUAUGCGAUCACUACGUCUAUUGCGGGGAGGAUGCAGGAUCCGCGGCUGAAGGACUUUCUCGAGGCUUUGAAGAAGAGGCAGCAGGAGGGUGGAGGAAUGCCAAGGCCACGGGAUGUGCAGAACCAAGGCGAUGGGGCGAAGAUGGGGGAGACGCAGGAGAUGGCGUGGCAGAGGAGGAGGGUGCAGAGGGAAGCGGACGACGCGACAGGGCAGUCAGCGCGUAUGGGCCAGCAGGGGCAAGGUGGGCGGGGAGGGGCUGAUGAUGAUAUGAGUCCUACAGGCGGGGCGUUCGAAAACGAGCUCAUGGGUGGCCCGGCGGAUACAGGGUUGAUGGAUGAUCAACAGGCGAGGCCGGACUAUGGACGUGGACAGCAGUCGUCACAAUACGCAAACAAUGGUGCAGCGACCGACUCCUCGAGACCAGAGAGGAGACGACCCGAAGAUAACAACUCAAGACCAAGCGGCACUUCCUGGGACCGGUUACGAAAGGACGCCAUGUCUGGCAAUCAGAACCAGCAGUCUUCUAACUCGAGGGAUUCGCGCUCAGCGAACUCGCAGAGUAAUUCUUCUGGCAGUGACAGCUUCAGCUUCUCGAAUAGAGACGAGGACAAGCAGUUGGCGAGAUCACAAGCGCAGAAGGAGUUUGAUGCGCAGAUUGAGAAGGAGAGGAGUGGACAGGACUUUGAUGACGGGCGUGGUGGGAGGCGGAAGUGGUAG
Messenger RNA from Saxophila tyrrhenica, 1293 nucleotides. RefSeq lists its product as uncharacterized. NCBI's taxonomy places the organism in Eukaryota, Fungi, Ascomycota, Dothideomycetes, Mycosphaerellales, Extremaceae. The record is from RefSeq and is a predicted model, not a curated record. The coding region runs from base 1 to 1293 and encodes 430 amino acids. The transcript has a single exon.